Messenger RNA from Schistosoma haematobium, 3196 nucleotides. RefSeq names its product Protein orai-2. Bases 346 to 2532 code for a protein of 728 amino acids. NCBI's taxonomy places the organism in Eukaryota, Metazoa, Platyhelminthes, Trematoda, Strigeidida, Schistosomatidae. Gene Ontology annotation, molecular function: oxidoreductase activity; store-operated calcium channel activity. Gene Ontology annotation, cellular component: membrane. The transcript is spliced from 9 exons. The record is from RefSeq and is a predicted model, not a curated record. Gene Ontology annotation, biological process: store-operated calcium entry.
CAAAGUUUAUGCAGUGUCAGAAACAACAAAAUGACAUAGUUAGAACACGAAUGAGUUAAAAAUCGUUCGUUGAUGAAAAUAAAUCAAGUUAACCCAUUGUGAUUAUGCCUUUGGCCACGUAAUAUGCUUCACGAAUCCAUAACGUAUUACUGGUGUUUCAAAACUCGCGCCUCAAAGUAUGAUAAAUUUUGAACAUGUUUAAAUGAUGAGCAAAUUAAAGACACUUUAGUACAGAUUUCAACUACUACAUGUUCAUGAUGACAUGUUGUAAAUCGUCAUUUGCUCAUUAUUAACUGCUGUCGUUUAUUUUCAUUAUUAAAUAUGGGUGUAUCACGUUGACUUCCAAUGAGUUCAGACAACGUUGUUACUUCAGUACUCCCAGAUUCAUAUUCACUAGCUCGAAGACACUUACAGUUGAGUCGAGCAAAGCUCAAAGCCACUAGUCGAGUGUCUGCGUUGCUGGCAGGUUUCGCUAUGGUUGCAAUCAUUGAAUUGCAGGUUGCUGUUGGCGAAAGUAAACCACCUGAAGGAUUAUUGUUUGCUUUCACGAUUCUUUCAUGUCUUCUGGUUGUCGUGCAUAUAAUGGCUGUAAUGAUAAGUACUUGUAUUUUGCCACAUAUUGACUCAUACAUGGUCCCUCAAGACUGUUAUUUGAUUGAGGAAGCACCACACAACAGAUUAAGAACGGCACUUAAUCUUUUUUUAGUAACAAUGUCCUCUGCCUUUACUGCAAAGGAUUUGAAUCAUUUUGAUUAUGUUAUUAUUGGAGGUGGGAUUGCUGGUGUUGUGUGUGCUGAAACAUUAUGCGAACUCUUAAAUCCAAGCAGGUUUUCUGGGGCUCUCCAGUCAUCGUCGGGUCAUCUAAACUAUGCAUCUAAACGUGUAGCAUUGAUAUCUGCUUCUCAAACUGUGAAAACUACAGUCAAUCUACGUCGAAUAAGCAAUAUGAUCGAAACUUUUGAUAUUGAGGAGAAAUCUGGUAGUUCAUGGUCCGAAACAUGGCCCGACACGUUAACCGUAAUCUGUGAUACAGUGAUAAAACUAGAUCCUUCUAGUCAUACUGUUUAUUUACAACAACGUGGUUAUGAGAAUCCAAUUUUUUAUAACAAAUUAUGUCUAACAACUGGCGGUGUUCCGCGGCUUAUUGAUCCGAAGCACCCAUAUGUUAUUGGUCUAAGGGAUACAGAGAGCAUCAAAAAUUUUCAACACCGUCUACUGGGCACUCGUCGUAUGGUGUUAGUUGGGAAUGGAGGUAUAGCAACAGAGAUCGCACAUGAAGUCUCUGGUUGUCAAAUUAUUUGGGUUAUUAAAGACAACAGCAUUAGCACACCAUUUCUUGACUCAGUGGCUGCCACAUUUUUAUUAGAAGCAAGAGAAAUUUCAAAGCAAAAUGAUUCUGUUGAGAAGAAAGCUGAAGUUAGUUCCAGACCAUCUGGAGAUAAAAUCUCAGAGGAUACACAAAUCAGACGCAUGCGUUAUAUUGUGGCUGAGGAACGCCAAUCAGAAGAUAUCACAAAAGCUUCAGAAGAUCAUCUCAUGCUUGUUCCUGAUCAACAGCAUCCGUACGAAUUGGAUAUCGGUAAAUCAUCAGUUGCUGGUGCUGCUCCAGGUCCAGAUUGGGCAUAUGGACGCAAAUUACAUGGACGACUUGUCAAUACAGUCGAUGGUAGACUACUUAAAGUAGUUUAUCAAACCAAAAUCAAACAGUUUUUAUCUCCAGAAGAGUUUCAUGACUUAAAUAGAUUAGAAACCCUGCCUUUUACAAACAAGCUCAAUGAUAAUGUGUUAUCCGUUAAUGAUUGGCCAGUUUAUGUCGAGUUAACAAAUGGUGAAAUUUAUGGAUGCGAUUUAGUUGUAAGUGCAGUUGGCGUUGAAGCAAAUUUAAAUCCACUAAACAGAAGUCCUAGCAACGUGGAUAAUACUACUCAUAAUACUGGUAAUACUUAUAACAUUAAUAAUAAAGGAACUGAAAUCACAGAAUCAUCUAACUUAGAUGCUUUAUUUCAUUGCGCCUCUAUGGAACAUGGUGGUGGUCUGUUAGUAAAUGAACAAAUGGAAACAAAUUGGAAAGAUGUGUAUGCAGCAGGAGACUGUGCAUAUGCCAAUUGGACAUGGUCUCCACAUUGGUUUCAAAUGAAAUUAUGGAGUCAAGCUAGACAAAUGGGAUUUCAAGCUGCUAAGUCUAUGUUUUGCCAUAGUCGAGGAGACCACAAUAUCCCGCUGGAUUUUUCUUUCGAACUUUUCACUCAUGUGACUUACUUUUUUGGAUUUAAGAUUGUUCUGUUGGGUCGUUUCAAUGGUCAGGGUAUGAAUCUGUCUGCAUCGGAUACUUAUCUUUUAAUGCGUGUUACACGUGGAAGAGAAUUCAUCAAAUGUAUCAUGCAGUCGGGUCGCAUGCAAGGCGCAAUAUUAAUUGGAGAAACUGAUUUAGAAGAAACUUUAGAAAAUUUAAUUUUAAAUCAAAUUGAUUUGACUAAUUUAGAAGAUCGUCUUCUUGAUCCAGACAUUGAUUUAUCGGAUUAUUUCGAUUAGUAAUCUACAAUGGGCUCCAUUUUUAAUAAUAUGUAUAUAUUUUUAUUUUUAUGUAUGAUACUACUUCGUGUGAAUGAUUUCUUUAGUUUCAAUUAUUUGAAUUGUCCCUAUAUGCAUAAGUAUAUGGCUAUCAGCAGAAUAUUAGUUAAUUGGUUAUGUAUAUAUACACAGGAUUAACAUUACAUUAUGUAUGUGUACCAUUAAACUGGCUACAAAUUGUAAUGAUUGCUUUGAAUACAAUUAUUAUGAAGACUUCAUCAUUUCAUAAAAAUACAAAGGAGAUACAUUGUCAUUUCUUGCCAGUAAACUGACUGAAAUAAAAUACUACAAACAUAGCUUACUUUAUCAUCUUGGGAUGAGAGCAAAAAGAAAGAUCUGAGUAGAAUAGCAUUAAUUCAUUUUAUUUCGUUUGAUUCUCGUCAGUUGCUUACAAUCUGUAUUAUUUAAAAGUGAUAAUUACAAAAUGGGUUCAAAUUACUUACAUGAAAGAAUAGUUGGAAUUUUCUUUGAUCACACAUCAGUAUAAUAUAGCAAAGGUGCAAAUAGAUUUAAUCGACUAAAUAAAAUAUUGUAAAGAUAUACUUUAUGUAAAAGAACAUUCCAAAAUACUGUCAGUAACAAAGAGUCAAAAGAACUUGUGUUUACGUAAUGAAUAAACGCUGAU